AUGGGUUAUAGAGCCUGGAACAAAGUUUUUACCCAAGAACAGGAACAGAUUAUGGAAGAUUAUAUCGUGAAGGCAGCCAACAUUUAUUAUGGUUUUUGCCCUAAAGAAAUUAGAAAGUUUGCAUAUGAAUUAGCCGACAAAUAUAAGUUAGCAAUGCCACCCCACUGGAAAGAUAAGCAGAUGGCUACAGAGGACUGGUUCAGCAGAUUUAUGAAACGACAUCCACAGCUCUCGUUACGGUGCUCACAACCAACUAGUUUAUCUCGUGCGACCAGUUUUAACGAAGGCAAUAACGUGGAUGAGACGGGCAUCACCACAGUCCAAAAACCAAAUAGAAUUGUGACUAAAAAGGGAACACGACAAGUGGGAGCAUUGACGUCCGCCGAGCGUGGAACAUUGGUCACGUUAACCUGCGCGGUAAAUGCUGUUGGAAAUGUUGUACCUCCAAUGUUUAUAUAUCCGAGGAUUCGGUACCAGGAACAUUUUAUUCGGGAUGGGCCAAUUGGAAGCACUGGCACCGGAAACGCAAGUGGUUGGAUGCAAGACACUGAAUUUCUAAAAUAUUUACAACAUUUCCAAAAAUAUGCAUCUGCAACUAUCGAUCACAGAGUUCUCCUACUUCUAGACAAUCAUGCGUCUCAUAUUUCUAUUCAAGCCCUGGACUACUGCUCUGAGAGCGGUAUAGUGGUAUUGUCUUUCCCGCCUCAUUGUUCACACAAGUUACAACCGCUAGACCGUUCUGUGUAUGGGCCUUUAAAGAAGGCAAUUAAUUCUGGCUGCGAUGUAUGGAUGCGAAGUAACCCAGGGAAAACAAUGACGAUAAAAAUAUAUCCCAUCCAUAGUAACUACAGCCUUUCCGAUGGCGCUGACAUCAAACAUAUAUUUACCGCCAUAGACUAUGCACCCUCUUACGUGACAGAUCGGCCUGCAGCAGCAGCUGAGCUAAGAAAAGAUGAAGUUAAUAAGGCAAAUCCAGAAAAUGUAGAAAAUGACCCUACAACACCUGACGAAGCGAGAAAUAAACACGAAGUAACUCCGCCACCGAUACCAGUUUCAGAUGAACCUGUAGCGUCAACUUCAGGACUUCAGAAAUUUGCACCGGAGACAGUCAGACCUUUCCCCAAAGCUCCACCCAGAAAACAAGAAAAUAAAGGACAAAAAAAAAGAAAAUCGGCUAUAUACACGGAUACCCCUGAGAAGGAAGACAUUAGGGCAGAAUACGAAGAAAAGAAGAAAAGAAGAAAAAAACUGUUAAAAAAAUUUUUUGUGAACCUAAAAUAA
Messenger RNA from Sitophilus oryzae (rice weevil), 1281 nucleotides. RefSeq lists its product as uncharacterized. Gene Ontology annotation, molecular function: DNA binding. NCBI's taxonomy places the organism in Eukaryota, Metazoa, Arthropoda, Insecta, Coleoptera, Curculionidae. The record is from RefSeq and is a predicted model, not a curated record. The transcript has 3 exons. Gene Ontology annotation, cellular component: nucleus. Bases 1 to 1281 code for a protein of 426 amino acids.